Syzygium oleosum is the source of this 1048-nucleotide messenger RNA. Its product is annotated as triosephosphate isomerase, cytosolic. Gene Ontology annotation, cellular component: cytosol. The transcript is spliced from 9 exons. NCBI's taxonomy places the organism in Eukaryota, Viridiplantae, Streptophyta, Magnoliopsida, Myrtales, Myrtaceae. Bases 124 to 888 code for a protein of 254 amino acids. The record is from RefSeq and is a predicted model, not a curated record. Gene Ontology annotation, molecular function: triose-phosphate isomerase activity. Gene Ontology annotation, biological process: glycolytic process; gluconeogenesis; glyceraldehyde-3-phosphate biosynthetic process.
GGAGAAAUUCUUGCAUCUAACUUUCCGCUUCGCAUCCGAACGAGGAAGAAGAACCCAAGAUCGGAGCUUGAAAGUCUCUCUCGGCGGCGUGUUGUUGAGCUUACUGUGUGCGAGGAUCGAGCUAUGGGGAGGACGUUCUUCGUCGGCGGCAACUGGAAAUGCAAUGGAACAUCAGAGGAGGUCAAGAAAAUUGUCGCCACGCUUAAUGAUGCGCAAGUGCCGCCACAAGAAGUCGUGGAGGUUGUUGUGAGCCCUCCCUUCAUCUUUCUUCCAUUGGUGAAAAGUACGUUGAGGCCCGACUUUCAUGUUGCUGCCCAAAACUGCUGGGUGAAAAAGGGAGGUGCUUUCACCGGUGAGGUUAGUGCGGAAAUGCUUGUCAAUUUGGGCAUUCCUUGGGUCAUUCUUGGACACUCUGAAAGAAGACAACUUUUGGGUGAAUCCAACGAGUUUGUGGGAGACAAGACUGCAUAUGCACUGUCUCAAGGUUUGAAGGUUAUAGCUUGUGUUGGGGAGACCCUCGAGCAGCGAGAAGCCGGAGCUACUAUGGAAGUAGUUGCUGCCCAAACUAAAGCAAUAGCCGAGCGCAUUUCAAAUUGGGCUGAUGUUGUAAUUGCUUAUGAGCCUGUGUGGGCUAUUGGAACUGGAAAGGUUGCAACUCCAGCUCAGGCGCAGGAGGUUCAUUUUGAACUAAGGAAAUGGCUACACGCAAACACUAGUCCUGAAGUUGCAGCAACAACCCGUAUAAUCUACGGAGGUUCUGUUAAUGGUGGGAACUGCAAGGUGUUGGCAGCUCAGCCAGAUGUUGAUGGAUUUUUGGUUGGCGGUGCUUCGCUCAAGCCGGAAUUCAUUGAUAUCAUCAAGUCUGCAGAGGUGAAGAAGUGUGCCUAAGCUCUUUGGUUCUAAGUCGCUGAAGUUUUCUUCUGGAGUGGCAGUGAAUUCCUCUUGAUAUUCAAAAACAUGUCUUUGAGGUCGUAAGCUUCCAUAGAUUUGGUUAGUGCCGUGACGGAUACCGUUACUCAUUAGUAAUAAUCAUGACUCUUGAGGUUUU